UUCCUAUCUGCAGUGGGCCAUCCAACUGCCAACGCUGUGGAACGGGAAAAGCGCGAUAGCCACUGCUUGGUUUGCGCGCAACGGGCCUGUCUUGACUCUACAUUCCAACCCCAAGCGGUCCAUGGCGGAAGCAAGCUCAUCGCAGGCGGGACCCCCCGCCGGAGGAGAAACGAAACAUAAUGGAACAACGGAGAGUACAAAAUCCAACGCAGCAGACGGUGAUACGUUCUCUAAAGAAACUCGCGCAAAUGGGAAUACCAAGACGUCGCCCGCCGGGAAGGCAGACGGAACAGCUGCACCCACGCACGCGAGCCCGAAGAAGCGUCGCAAGGUCAAUCAUGCUUGCGUCUACUGUCGGCGAUCGCAUAUGACCUGCGACUCGGAGCGACCAUGUACGCGAUGUAUAAAACGCAAUAUCGGCCACCUUUGCCACGAUGAGCCCCGAGAGCCGUCGAAGCGGGCACGAAGUGAACACGAAUUGUCCGCAGCAGAUGAGGAAGGCUCGUCAAAGAACGAAUUUUCCAGCAGCCAAGGCAUGCCCAGCAAUCUCGACGUACAAGAUGCGACCGCUCAACAGCUACUUCCAGAUAUGCAACCACAUGGUCUGCCUCCUUCGACGGUGAAUCCCUCACAAUCGAUCCAACCGGGAAACAUUUCAAACAGCUCAGUGCUUGGGUAUAAUGAUUGGCCGGUCCAAAGACAAAGCCAGUUCCAGGACAUGCACACAUUUCAUCCUUCAUACAUGUUCAAUGCACCAGAAUUCACCAACGAAUAUAACCUGCUUAGUGAUUUUUUGAGUCACAGUUUACUUGAUGAUGGUGCUAUGUAUCAGGGCGAUGAUCUUCAGGGCCUAUAUUCCGACCCUUCACUGCUCAAUUCGAUGUCUCUGGCAGGGAACAAUUCUGGGUUUCUCCAGCCUCCGCAGCUGGGAGCCGCACAAAGCCAAAAUGCGGGGAAUGGGAUCCAACGUCCAAGCUCCACUGUCGGUAACGACAAAGCUAGGGAAACCUAUUACAUGACUGCGGCUGAUCCCUCCGGAACUGAUCCUCCGGAAGAAAGGAUGAACAAGCUACUGAAGGCGAAAUAUGACGCUGGAAUGUUGAAGCCAUUCAACUAUGUCAAGGGUUAUGCCAGGCUAAACCAGUACAUGGAACAACACAUGCAACCUGCAUCACGACAGAAGAUUCUUCGCCAACUGGAUAAAUUCAGGCCCAAAUUCCGCGAACGGAUGCAGAGCUUGACCGAUAUCGAGCUUGUGCUGGUGGAAAUGUGGUUCGAACGAAGUCUAAUGGAAUAUGAUCGAGUCUUUGCCAGUAUGGCGAUCCCCGCUUGCUGCUGGAGACGAACUGGCGAAAUCUUCCGCGGAAACAAGGAAAUGGCUCAGCUUAUCGACGUCCCUAUCGAGAAUCUAAGAGAUGGCAAGUUGGCUAUCCAUGAAAUCAUUGUCGAGGACCAGUUAGUUAGCUACUGGGAGAAAUUCGGCGCCAUCGCUUUCGACAACACCCAGAAAGCGAUGCUCACGAGCUGCACGCUGAAGAAUCCCGACGCCACCAAUCCUUCCCAAGGGAUCCCGUGUUGCUUCUCGUUUACCAUCCGUCGCGACACACAUAAUAUCCCAUCACUCAUUGUCGGUAACUUCUUACCGAUGCAGCGAAGUAGACGAUGAUCCUUGUCGAGAAAAAAAUAUAUAUAUAUAUAUAGAUACCCAAAACGCUUUAUGCAUAAUUGGCGCGUAAGGUCAUUGUGGGAUGUCGAUAUGGGUUAUCUUCCACUUACUAGGCGUUUGAUGCACCUUUCCUUACCAGCAUGAUUCUGCUGUGUUGAUUCUGGGACUAACAAUCCUCUUCCAAGGUUCCCGAAACCAUGUGUGCUUUCUACUUAUAUAUACCCCUUUGAAUAGUGCAUAUCUGCACUUGUUGCCAAGUUACAGUUGGGCUUGAGCCGGCUCUCUUUGGGCGUUCUGUAUAGCAUGUGUUCUGUUCUUAUCUCUCUGUAGAUAUUUGAUACGUACCAAGAGGCUGCAUGCGUCAUUGUCGAUAAAACCAAUUUCCGCUUCUAGCCUACAAGGAAUCAAUUGAGUCAGAGCUAUUGGAAAUUUCACAACAUCAAAGUGUCAUCAA
Messenger RNA from Paecilomyces variotii, 2120 nucleotides. RefSeq names its product Zn(II)2Cys6 transcription factor acuM. Gene Ontology annotation, molecular function: RNA polymerase II transcription regulatory region sequence-specific DNA binding; DNA-binding transcription factor activity, RNA polymerase II-specific; zinc ion binding. The coding region runs from base 122 to 1666 and encodes 514 amino acids. The record is from RefSeq and is a predicted model, not a curated record. NCBI's taxonomy places the organism in Eukaryota, Fungi, Ascomycota, Eurotiomycetes, Eurotiales, Thermoascaceae. The transcript has 7 exons. Gene Ontology annotation, biological process: regulation of DNA-templated transcription. Gene Ontology annotation, cellular component: nucleus.